UGUCCUCCUGGAAGUUUCUCCCAUCUUCACAGAGGAACUCUGGAGCUCUGUCAGAGUGACCAUCGGAUUCUUGGUCACCUCCCUGACCAAGGCCCUUCUCCCCUGAUUGCUCAGUUUGGCCGGGCUGCCAGCUCUAGGAAGUGUCUUGGUGGUUCCAAAAUUCUUCCAUUUAAGAAUGAUGGAGACCACUGUGUUCUUGGGGACCUUCAAUGCUGCAGAAAUGUGUUGGUACCCUUCCCCAGAUCUGUGUUUUGACACAAUCGGAGCUCUAAGGACAAUUCCUUAACCUCAUAUGGCUUGGUUUUUGCUCUGACAUGCAAUGUAACACAAGCAUUUCUCUGCACCCGCUAUAACAUCUGCUAGACUUUAUGCAUCCCCAUUUCCUUCAUUUUAUUCAACACAACCUUUCAUAGAGAUCAUAUCAGUAUCAGUCUUAAUUAAUGCGUAGGGGACCAAGAGGUAAAUGGUUCCUAAUCACCACCCUGUUAGUCAUAUCACAUAUGCUAUGGACCUUGUGUUGUGUUCAUUAUAGUAGGCAAUGGUAAACAUUUUGAAAUGGAAAACGUUUAUGAGUGUUUCUUAUUGGACAAGUCCAUGUAGUUCCUCCCUGUUUCAGACGUUUUUCAUUUGUUUGCUGCCUAAUGAACACAACCCUUGGUGUGUGGUUAUGAUUUUAUGUUUCAUACUGAUACUAGAAGAGGAGAGGAACUCUGAGAGAGGAAGGGUGUCACCACCUCGCAAGAUCUCUGUCUUGUUAUCAUUUCCUGUUUGGGCUUCAUGUUCCUUGAAACGCUCUCAUUGUGUGCUUGUGGUUUCAACGUUGUGUGUGUGUGAGGGGGGGGGUCUAGGGUAAAGAGGAUGCCAAUAACAACAGAAGGAACGCUAAACUGGCACAGUUCCUUUAAAGGCCCUCCAUCGCCUCCCUCCGCUCCCCAGUGUCACAUCCCCUAUACGGAGGGACGACAGGCAGAUAUCCACUGUUUCUGGGAUCCAGGACAGAACCCACAGAUCCCCACCUCCUACAGCCUGCACUGGAAUUCUACAGAGGGCAUUAGCAGCGUGGUGGAGGGCACCAAUGUGAGUGGCGUGAUCCCUCGUGAACUUUACACCAGUUACAGUGACCUGACUGUGUUGGUCAAAGCUGCGAACCAGCAUGGCUCUGCCACGUCUACAAUGGCUGCCUUCAACACUGGAGAUAUCAAAAAGCCACCCACCCCUGAAAUCACUCACCAUUGCCCUCAGCCCCUGGAGAUCUACUGGAUUGUGCAGUGUGAGGAUCAAGGCAGCUCUGACCAACUGUGUGAGGUCCAGUAUCGCCCCCAGGACCAGCAGGGCUGGACUCAGGAAGAGGACAUCCUACGCAGCUUCCUACUCCUGACUCCACGGCCCUACACUGUUUAUGAGUUCCAGGUUCGCUGUGCCUGUGAAGGCCCUCAGGCCCUGAUGAGUGACUGGAGCUCAGUCUACAAAGCAUGGAGUUCUGAGUCAGCGCCUGUGAAAGCAUUGGAUGUGUGGAGUGACUGUGGAGUCACCUCUGAGCUUUCUCAAUGUGCCCUUAUGUGGAAGGAGAUGCCCACCUGGUUGGCUCAGGGGAAGGUGCUGGGGUACGUGGUGACAUUAUCAUACAGUAACGGGACAGUGGCGGUUGUGAACGUGUCUAUGUCAAAGCCUGGUGGCCUUUGUGUCUGUCAAGAGAAGAGAUGCCGCUUCACACCCUCUCUGUGGGGUGUAUCAGGGGUGGAUGUGUCCGUCUACAAUUCCCAGGGUGCCAGCAAACCUGCUCCCCUAGCUCUACCCACAUCAGGUCUACAGGUGCCAGAGUUAUCCUUCACUGUGAACCAGGAUAUAUUGAGCCUCAAUGUAUCCUGGUCCCUGCCACCCCAGCCCAUUGAAAACAUGCAUGAGUAUGUGGUGCAGUACAAGCAGGUGGGACUUCCUCCGACACAGGGCUUUGAUUGGAUUAUAGUGCACCAAAACCAUACGUCAGUCAUUUUAAGAGGUGAUUUUGAGAACCACACUGCCUACAAUGUGUCAUUGUUUGCAGUGUUCAUCAACAGUAGCUGCCUGCUUGCGUCUGCAAUCUCGUAUUCUCUUCAUGGACUCCCACCCAAAGUGACUGAGUUCAAGGUUCAGCACAUCUCUGACUCUCAAGUAACUUUGUCCUGGCAACACAUCUCCCUGACCCAGAGUAAGGGGCUCAUACUGUGCUAUCAGCUGGUAUUAAACAACGUUACAGUGUACAACGUGAGUAGGGACCAGAACAGCCUCCAUCUGUUAGGACUUACAUCUGGUCACCACCAGGUUUGGAUCAGGGCUGAGACUAAGGCUGGACUGGGACCCAGUGAAACCAUCAACUUCUCUACUGAGAACAGCCAUGGUUUCCUCAAAUAUCUGGUGCCAGGAAUAAUAGCAGGGAUGUUGCUAUUGAUCAUCAUAAUUGUACAAAUGAAGACUUGUGCGAAAGUGCCUGACCCCAGCAACAGCAAACUGCUCCAACAGAUGAAGUUGCAGUUUAACAGCUCCUUGACGGCGAUCUUCUCUCCUCUGGAGUCUAACCCAAAGAUCUCUGAGCUGGAGGUGGUGGAAAACCCUUUCUGGGAUGCCAAUGCCUGUCCUAGGAAAAGGUCCAGUCCUGAUGGACAGACAGAGGGGGUGGUGGGAGAGGAGCGCACCCACAUACGGACUGAUGAAGAGGCGGAAAAGGAGGAGGAUGCUGACGAGGGUUACAGUAGAAUUAUUGAUACUGACGAGGAGGAGAGGGAUGGGGGAGAGUCCGGGAGCUUGGUGGAGGACGAUCAGUUUGUUUCGGACUAUGAGAAGCAUUUCAUGCCAGUGGUUGUAUGACCCUACUGUCUGUCUGGUGGACGAUCAGUUUGUUUCGGACUAUGAGAAGCAUUUCAUGCCUGUGGUUGUAUGACCCUACUGUCUGUCUGGUGGACGAUCAGUUUGUUUCGGACUAUGAGAAGCAUUUCAUGCCAGUGGUUGUAUGACCCUACUGUCUGUCUGGUGUGGUGCUACUGAACAACUCUUUUGGUGUGUGUAUGUUCUCCUCAUUGCAACGACAAGACAGCCAUUGUUCAGUUGGAACCCCAUGGGCCAAACAGGUCAAUUGUGGGCUAUUGUGCUUGUUGAUCUAGAUGCAGAUCACUGAUUCAUGGGAAAGGGUCGCCCUAAAAACAACACAAGUGUUGAAAUACGCCACUCGUCUUGUUUUCAGGAAAAGGAAAAGGGAUGUAGUCGACCGGUUGUUUUCCAUGCUCCAACUACAAGGAAUGUUGUUUAGGAACAGUAAACCUUUUUAUACAGCAAAUGUAUACCUGUGUGAAAAACCACGUUGCCUACAGUGUACACUGUCAUGACGUGGCUCUCUUUAGAUAUAGCAAGCACCAACUCUCUCUUCCCCCUACACCCAGGCUCUUUUAUCUCAGACCCCCCGGCCAUGCAGUAUAGAGAGAGGGUUCACAGUAGAACAAAGGAACUUCUUCUACCUCACAGAACUUGAGAACUGAACAAUAUCCAUGUUUUGGAGAAUGUGUAAACGGUCGGUGGAGAAUCCAGCUACGACCGGUCCAUUUUGUCUAAUGUUUGUGACCUCAUGAGAGACAAUACAGCCACAUUACCAUAACUCUGUUUAAACAAGAGUCUCUGUUAUGAGAUUUGCAUCUCUAAUUAUUGUAUACAAUUAAUGAGUAAAGAUUAAACUAUUUGUGAAAUUAUGUAAUGUGAUUUCAUACAGUUUAAUGAAAGAGAAUCCAAUUCCCUUUAAAAUUUAACUAAGUCAUUGGCCCGCCACAUGAGCACAGACAUUGAUCUGGCUUCAUGGGACAGCCCUUUUCUGCUGUUCCGAAUAUAAACCCCACCAGGAGAAGCCCACUUCAGACUGUGCGUACCUCGAUUACCGAGAGGGCUAAGGUUUGAGUAGAGACCAUGCAUUCCUCGAUUGUUGAAUUCCUAACCAAACUAAGUGGAGCAUUGGCUACACUGGUGGAAAUGGUUCAACUCUGAGACUAUUGAUACCGACAGAAUAAGAGCAAAUAUUUUAUACUAAUUACUAGUUUGCAGCUAGAAUUUAUGUUGACUGAAUGCGAAGACUGACAACUGCCAAAACAUUUAUUCUAUAAGAACAUUUCUGAAUGGGACUCUGAAGUAUCCAUUCUAACCACAAAAGACUCCAGGGAUGCAAAGAGAAGUUCGGAUAAACUUUCCAACAGAAAGACGGACGAUUCCAACAGAGAUCAUGACGACACACUGAACAUAAAUAUAUAUAUUGAUUGCAAUUAUUCCCGAAUGAGUGAGCGUUCAUGUGCAAAGAAUUAGUAUUUCAAUUAUUAUAAUUAUCAACUGUG
Messenger RNA from Oncorhynchus nerka (sockeye salmon), 4346 nucleotides. It is a transcript of the gene il12rb2l, whose product is annotated as interleukin 12 receptor, beta 2a, like. Lineage: Eukaryota; Metazoa; Chordata; Actinopteri; Salmoniformes; Salmonidae. The transcript has 14 exons. Gene Ontology annotation, molecular function: protein binding. The coding region runs from base 859 to 2844 and encodes 661 amino acids. The record is from RefSeq and is a predicted model, not a curated record.